CCGGAUUCUGUGAGUGAGCACAGGCAGGGGUUGCAGUGGUUUGGUGCAUCGUUUGCAGGCAAAGGAAGCAACUGCAGCCCGUGUAACCCUAACUUUCUUAAACACAAUGACUUUUGAAGAACUCACAGGCGAUCAAAAAACAGACAGGAUGGACGUGGUGGGGAAAGCUCUGGAAGAAGUUUUGUCCUCCUCGUUAGCGCAAGGUUGCAUCACAGUUGGAGUGUAUGAGGCAGCAAAGCUCCUAAACGCGGAUCCCGACAAUGUUGUUUUAUGUUUGCUCGCCACGGAUGAAGGGGAUGACGUGGACGUGGCAUUGCAAAUUCAUUUUACUCUGAUUCAAGCUUUUUGCUGCGAAAAUGACAUUAACAUCAUGAGGGUGAACAACAUGCAUCGUUUGGCGGAGAUCCUGGGCGGGAUGGACGGGGCAGGCGAACCCAAAGAUCUCCAUUGCAUAUUGGUUACAAGUCAAGUAGCACCAUGGAAAGACGGAGCGUUGAACAAAGUCACUUGCUUUUGCAAAGAAAGCCGAUACCUGGACCAGUGGGUCCCAAUUAUUAAUUUGCCCGAACGUUGAAGAUCUUUCGCAAAAUUGGAUGUAAGAAAAUUCAUUCACUUCCAGGGAAAAGCUCCGGAGAUUUUCCGAAUAGCCGCCCGGAAACUUGGCGCUGGGAAACUAAGGUUGACUUUUGUUGCAGAGGGCGGGCUAGACUGGAGUUUUGACUCUGUGUAAUAAUUUUCUCUGAAGGCUGGACUAUGACUCAGCUUCAGUUUGUGCCUGGAAAUAGUGGCGAUGACUAAGCAGACGGGAACUGAAGCAAGGCUUGAGCUGGUUUCAGAGCAGAUCUCAUAACAAUUUCUGGAAGAAUUGGGGGAAGAGUUACAACUUUCCGUUUCGGGAAAAGAAUUUUUUUAAAAAAAUUGACUACUGGACGGAUGGUGAACCGAUGUGUUUGGUUUCAUUUAGUUGUGAAAAUGCCUCAUUGUUCACUAAUAACAAGAUGACAAGGGAAAGUUUUUUUAAAAAUGCAGACCUUAAUGUGUUAAAAAAUUUAUAGUAUUUCAACUGCAAGUAUGAUUUUCUUGCUGUUGUUAUAGUAUGAAAUUAAAUAAGUUAUUUUGUGAUUUAUAUCUGGAAUUUUUAUUAUUUAUGUUUAACUGAA
Molecule: messenger RNA, 1160 nt
Organism: Pristis pectinata (smalltooth sawfish)
Lineage: Eukaryota; Metazoa; Chordata; Chondrichthyes; Rhinopristiformes; Pristidae
Product: growth arrest and DNA damage-inducible protein GADD45 alpha-like
Exons: 4
Coding region: 107-574 (155 amino acids)
Biological process (GO): regulation of cell cycle
Cellular component (GO): nucleus; cytoplasm
Source: RefSeq, a predicted model, not a curated record